Molecule: messenger RNA, 1058 nt
Organism: Kogia breviceps (pygmy sperm whale)
Lineage: Eukaryota; Metazoa; Chordata; Mammalia; Artiodactyla; Physeteridae
Source: RefSeq, a predicted model, not a curated record
CCAACAAUUAUUUGACUAUUAUGUGUAAAACACAAUGGAGCCUGCUUCAAAAGACUCACAAUCUAGUAGGUGUCCUGGAGACCUAUAACACAAACUUAAAGUGUAAAUGCAUCCGAGAGACCUUCAACUUUGUCUCCAUUUUGCACAUUGGAAAGCUUCAAAUCUUGCCCCCUGGGAAUGGAUGCCCAAACACAGAAAUCAUAGCCUGGAUGAAGAAUAAGUCAGUUAUCUGCUUGAACCCUGGAGCCAAAUGGACACAAAAACUAAUGAGAGUGUCAAGAAAAAGUGCUUUUUCAACUUCACCAGCUCCAGUGUUUAAGAAAAUGAUUGCCUGAUGCCAAUAUUACCACCAAGAACACCUGCAUUCCCCUUCAUUCGUGCCCUCAGUUUUAGUUUUGUGUUUGGUUGGAUGUUAUCCAGGAAAAAGAUCUUCCCCAUCUGCUCAAGCAUGAGAAUAUAUAUAUAUACAAAUAACCUUGCAGAAGCUGAUGGGGCAAACUUGAGAUUUUUUUGAUUACAGUACCCUACAAACUUAGAGUUUGCAUUCUUAGUCAUCAAGGAGGAAACUUUCUUGAAGGAUAGUUACUGAGUUAUAAAUGAUAUAGGUUUCUUUCAAAACUAUACCUGUUGUUGAAUGCUGAAUUUCCCUACAAAAUAAGGGAAUGAGAAUUUAAAACUCAAUUCUGAACAUGUGGCUUGAAUUAAGGAGGAAAUGAUGGAAUGCAUUUCAAUCAUUUUACACCCUAGGAAUAGCAAGCUUCCAUAAGAGAUUUUAAAAGCUGCCUGGGAAACCCAUGGAAUUUCAGCCUUCCAAGAGACAGAGGGUUCACAUAAUAGAUAUCCUUCAUUUAAAAGCUCACUAUUGAGAGGAAUGAGGUCCUUCUACUUUUAAGGAGUUCCUUUAUAAGAUUUAUUGUCACAGAUAAAAGCUAAUAACAUUCAAAGAUCCCCAGACUUAAAUUCAUAGAAUAUUCAGGAAAAGGAUUUAAAGGGUGAUAACUUAGAUGUAUUCUUUUAUACAUUGGCUUUGAUGAACUGUUUUUUAACUCACAUCUUUU